AGGAGCUAAUUAAAUACUGUGACAGGCUUGGAGAAGAGACAUCUGAUCUUAAUAAGGCUUUGGAGUUGAUGCUUGGUAUCCCUCACAGAGCAGAAGAUUUGAAGUAUAUAAAUAACAUAGAAGGUUUUCAUGGUGAUAUUCACAAACUUGGCAGACUUUUAAGGCAUAACUGGUUUAAAGUAAAAGCGAAAGAUAAGAAACCUCACGAUCGAUAUUUAUUUUUAUUUAAAGCUCGGAUAUUAGUUUGUAAAGUUCGUAAAGUAGCAGAAAAUAGAUAUGUCUUUAUACUGAAGGAAAUUAUAAGGUUACCUGAAGUGGAACUUCAUGACCACAAGCACGACCCAAGAACUUUUGAAAUUGGUUCAUUGACAUUAGAAAGCCCACAAGAUCACAUAAAAGAACCUUGGAUAGCAGAAAUAAAGCAUUAUGCUCGAAAUGUGUUGACAUUGGCAGAACAUGCUGCUGAUGAUCUACGUCUCCAAGAGGAAGAGAACAAGAAUCUUGAACCGCUUAAAGGAGUUGAAUUAAAACUAUACACACCAGGACAAAGUCUUUCGAACUCAGACGACGAAAUGGAUAAAUUCUCUGCUAGCCGAAGAACUUCACUCUCUCGUAGAGUGGAAGAAAUACGAUCUGGAAGUGUAACUGAAGUGCACCGUGAAGAAAUAAUUUGUUCAUCUACAUCUGUUAUAUCUGAGGAAGUUAUACAGGAAGCAGAUGCAACUUCUCGCUGCAUAACUAAUAAUUCCCUUUUUUCAAAAACCAUUGAAGGAGUCAAUGUUGAACCUGGUGGUAGUGCAGCAUUUGAAUGUGAAAUAGAUGCCAAGUCUGUGCAUUGGCUAAAAGACAACAGACCUAUUUCAGAUCGACUAUCUGAUAGGUUAACGCAAAUGUCAGUUGGAAAUUUACAUAGACUUGAAAUUUUAAAUGUCAUAGAAUCUGAUGCUGGUGUCUAUACUGCUCAUGCAAAUACUUUAUCAGGUCAAAAUUCAACUUGCACAGCAAACCUUGUUGUACAAAAACUCACUGAAGAAGAAAGACGUGCUCGGAAUGCUCCUGUUUUCUUAGUGAAGUUAAAUGAUACUGAACUAUUAGAAAAUACUUACCUUAGAUUUAUGGUCAAAGUUAAAGGUGAACCUAUGCCUACAGUUCAAUUUUACAAAAAUAAUGAACUUAUUACAUAUGAGAAUGAAAGGAUAGCUAUAAUGUCUCAAAAUGCCAAAAAUACUGGCUAUUAUGAAUUAGUUAUCCCUGAAGUUAAAUAUUCGGAUGCUGGCAUAUACAAAUGUGUUGCUACUAAUAAAUUUGGAGAUGCUACUUGUCAAGGAAUGGUUUCUGUAGUAGAUGAUAAAAAUAUAUUUGCUGGUCUUGAGGAUGGAAAGGGAAUCGACCCAGAUUUUCAGUGGAUUAAAGAUGGUAAACCAUUUGACCCAGAAGAAAGAUUUAAAGUUUUGUUGCAAGAUGAUGAAGACUCUCUUGCAUUAGUAUUUACACAUGUUAAACCUGAGGAUGCAGGUCUUUAUACAUGUGUUGCAUCAACAUCUACUGGAAAAAUUUCUUGCAGUGCAGAGUUGACAGUUCAAGGAAAUGUAAACCUAUUGUUCCGAGAACCUGAAAAACCACAAAUCACCUCAAAACAUAUUACUACAGAAGCGAAUCUAGGAUCCUCUGCAAUGCUUGAAACUAAAAUUACAGGAUAUCCUAAGCCAGAUAUAAAAUGGAUGAAAGAUGAUCAAGAAAUUUUAAUGAAUGAUAAAUUCAAACUUUUGUAUGAAGAUGAGGAAACUAUUGCCCUUGUAAUUAAAAAUGUAUCUUUAAAUGAUAGAGGUGAAUAUCAUGUGGUUGCUACUAAUUUGUCAGGAGUUGCAGAAGAUACAAUAAUCUUGGAUGUUAAAGCUGCUCCUUCUUUUACCAAAAAACUUCAUGAUAUAAGAACUAUAUCUGGUCAAGAGAUAAAGUUAACUAUUGAGGUGGAUGCAAAUCCUAAACCUGUUGUUACUUGGUACAAAGAUGGUAAAGAAGUUAAAGAGUCUGACCAUAUUAAAUUAAUAGAAGAAGGCAAUGCCUUUACUCUCUUAAUAGAAAAAAGUUCUCUGCAUGACAUUGGAUCUUAUUCUGUGGUGUGUAAAAACAAUAUCAGCCAAAUAUCUGAGUUUUGUAAAGUUGAUAUUGAAGGAGCUCCAAUUUUCACUAAAAAUCUUAUAAAGCGAGUGGAGACAGAAGAAGGUGACAGUUUAACUUUCUUAGUUAAAGUUCAUGGGGUUCCUAUGCCCAAUGUUCAUUGGCUUUAUAAAGACAAGCCAGUGGUUUUAGAUUCACGGUGUAAGCUUAGCAAUGACAUGGACACAUAUACAUUAACUAUUAAUGCUAUUACUAGAGAAGAUGGUGGUGAAUAUUGUUGUAAACUGACAAAUAUUCAUGGUACAUGCUGUGAUUAUGGCAAAGUAUUUGUGAAAUCUAGACCAGAUUUUCAUAAAGGUCUUGGAAAUGUCAUCGCCCAAGAAGGAGAUACCAAUGUUGGCUUUUCAGUGGAUGUAGAUUCUUUUCCUAAAGGGAAAAUUGAAUGGUUCCAUAACGACAAAGAAUUAUCUGAAAAGCAGGAAAAUAUAACUUUUACAGAGCAUGAUAGUACUUACACUCUUGUACUAAAAGAUGUUACAAGAGAUUGCAGUGGAAAGUACACCUGUAAAGUUACAAAUGAUUAUGGCAGUAAUGAAACAUCAGCAGAUCUUACUGUAUUAUGUAAACCAAAGUUCAAAAAACCACUUGAAGAUGUCACUGUAAAUGAAGGGGACACAUUGACUCUGCGUAUAGAAAUAGAUGCAACACCUGAACCAGAUAUAAAAUGGUUUAAAGAUGGUAAAGAACUUACUAGUGAUGCUCACAUUAAAAUAACAAGGGAUAAGAAACGACUUGAAACUUAUGAAUUAUCUGUUACUCUUGUAAAAGCUGAAGAUGGGGGUGAAUAUGAAGUUAAAGCAUUAAAUGAAAUGGGUACUGCGAUCACAAAAAGCAAAAUAGUCGUUCAGACAACUUCCUUUGGUGAUCCUGAUAAGACGUUGACAGAGGUAACUGAAAAAACAGACAUAUUGGAAGAAAAUGACUCAGUGAUUGGCUCUCAAAUAGCAGAAGCUACAGACACUGAAACAAUAAGUCAAAAAUUAAACGAAAUUUCUAAACAUGAAAAAGAAGAUAAUACACAAGAAAGAAAACUUUCUUUUCAAACUGUGCUGCCUUCAGAUACAGUAUUAAAUAUUAAAUCAUCCAUUGAAGACCAGAGGGAUGCCAUUAUAUGUACCAAUAGUGUGAAGGAAUCAAUUGAAUCCUUACCAGAAUUAUCACAUAUAAAAUAUGAAACACUAGAGAUCAUGGGACAAAAUAAUGCUACAAAAUUUGAGAUUAAUUAUUCUUUAGAACAAUCUAACACUUUUACAUCUCAAGAUGGUGUAACAUUAUCUGAUAAUUAUCCCUCUAACAAGCUUCUUUUAGUAGAAGAAAAGGGAUCUAAAAUUGAAGAACCUGAAAUACAACAAAUAUCUCUUAACUUAAAACCAAAACGUGGAGAAAUAACUGAUAGUAAUAUAUAUGAUUCUUCUAAUGAAGAAAAUAAAGUAAUUAAAUUAAAUCUUGAAAACAAACUUAAUGAAAGCAAUAUUUCGUCUAUUAAGUCUGAUACUGUCGAUUCUUCCUCAUUAAUAUUACAUGACAAUGAUCUGCUAGAAAAUAAAGUAAUUCUUGAAAAUGAGGUCAAUUAUAUUGAAAAAUGUGGAAAUGAUAAAGAUGGAGAAAACCUAAAUAUAUCUGGUUCAACCAGUAAUGAACUUCCGGCUAGGGAUAUAAUCCUAGAAAACGUUCCUUCCAGUCUUCCUAUUGAGAUCACUGCUCCUGUCAAACAAACAUGUUCAAAUGAUAUUUUAAAACCAUUAGAAGAAGACAUUAAUCAGAAAGAGGAGGGGCAUAUAACUUUUGCCAAUCCUCAAAUUAUAUCAUCAGAUAUGAAAAAUGUGGAUAUUUUUGAGACAUGGGAACACACAUUUGAAGUUGAAGCUAGUGGAACCCCAUAUCCUGAGGCCAAGUGGUACAAAGAUGAUAAAGAAAUAUCAUCUUCUGAGAGAGUUAAGAUUAGUAAUAAAGACCGAAAAUAUAAACUUGAGAUCAGUGAUUGUCAACUAACAGAUACAGCAUCUUAUAAGGUUGUACUCUCAAAUGUUUUAGGGGAAGCUACUGAUUCAGCUAAUUUGAAUGCUGUUGAGGCUCAAGACUUCAGAAGACCCCAGUUUGUAUCUGAACUCGUUGAUAAAAAUGUUCCACAGAAUCAAUCCUUUACCUACACUGUAGUACUUACAGCUGAUCCGGUUCCAGAAGUGAAAUGGAAACAUGAUGGUAAAGAAUUACCAGAAGAAUUUAUUCUCCAUUCUGACGCCAAGGUUGUCGAUCAUGGUAAAAAGGAAUGCACUUACUCAAUGACAAUUCAAAGUGCACAGCAUGACAAUACAGGAAUUUAUACAUUUACUGCUGAAAACAAAAGUGGAAAAGCUGAAUCAAGUGCAAGAUUGGAUGUUAUUGUGAAACCAGAAAUAAAUAUUUUCAAAGAUGUAGUUGGUAUCCCAUACGAAGAUGCUCAAUUUGUUGCCAAAAUAAGAUCUAAUCCACGAGCUACAAUUUUAUGGGAGAAGGAUGGCAUCACAUUAUCACCAAACAAUCAUUAUGAAAUUGAUCUUGAUCCUGUUAGUGAAAUUUACAAAUUAAAGAUAAAAGGUAUUCUUUUAGAGGAUGCAGGAAUGUACACCGUAAAGGCAGUCAACGCAGUUGGAGAAUGCUCUGCAAGUGCCAAAUUAAAAAUUCAUAUGAUAGAACCAGAGUUUACAAAAGGUUUAGAGGAGGUAACAAUAAGAGACUAUGCACAACUUGAUUUGAAAGUGAGAGCUCAAGGUGUUCCUAAACCAGAAAUCCGAUGGUCUAAGGAUGGUGUAGAUUUGGAACAAAGUGAAGGAAUGACAUUGGAUACUCGAUGUGAAGGAAAUGUUUCAAGCCAUUUAUGUAUUCCUCACUUCAAAGAAGAAUAUGCAGGGAAAUACACAGUGAGGGCAUACAGUUUAGCUGGCCAUGUGGAUACGUAUUGUUAUGUAAAAUUAGAGUUGUUGUCGCCUGCAUUUUCAAAAUCUCUUGGACGAGCUUUGGCAGUUGAAGAAGGGGAACCUUUGGAACUUAAAUGCAAAAUUGAAGCUAGUCCAUGUGCUACAGUAAAAUGGUUUAAGGAUGGUGAAGAGUUGCAAGGCUCAGAACGCAUUAAGAUUACUUGUAACCCAGAUGGUAGUGUUCGAUUAAGAAUUGAUGAAGCCACACCUGCUGACUGUGGAGCUUACAAAAUAUUUGUUGAAAACCCUCUAGGAAAUGAUUAUAGUAUAUGUGCAGUGGCAAUCAAUCCUAGUCCAAGACCACCCGAGUUCAUUAAAAAACUACAAGAUAUAUCUGUAAAGGAAGGAGAACCUAUGUUUCUUCAAGCACAAAUUACAGGAUUUCCACUACCUGAGCUUAAAUGGUUUAAAGAUGGAAUGCCGGUCAGGUCAUCUAAAGAUGUAAACUUUAUUAACUCUCCUGGAGGGUUAGUUGGGCUGUCAGUUGAUUGUCCAACCAAUGAAAAUUCUGGAAAUUAUACCCUGACUGUUUCUAAUAAGCUGGGUGAAGCUAGUUCAGAUGCAAAGGUCGAGGUAAUAACAAAAGAUAAAAAGCCUGAAUUUAGAUCACAUCUUUUACCAACUACAGUUGUGGAAGGUUUUCCAUUAAAGUUAACAGUGAAAAUUGAAGGAAAUCCACCACCUGAACUAACAUGGUGCAGAAAUGGUUCUCCAAUUGACAUUGAUGGAGAUCAUGUUCAAUGUGUCACAUCACCAGAUGGAUCACAAAGUCUUAUUAUAGAUAAGGUAUCUCCCCUUGAUGCAGCAGUAUAUUCUGUUACUGCUAGAAAUGAUGUUGGAUCUUCUACUUCAGAAGCUAAAAUUGAUGUGGCAGGUCAAGCAAGAGAUGACAUGCCCUUAGAAGCUCCAUCAUUAGCAUAUGAUUUGCGAGAUACAUGGGCUGAAGAGGGUUCUAUUCUGUCAAUUUCUGCUCCAUUCUCUGGAAAUCCUAUACCUAGUGUAACAUGGUAUAAAAAUAAUGAAGAGUUGAUAGGUGAUCAUCGAAUCGCUUUUACCAAUGAUGGAAAAAGAAUUGGUCUUACCCUUGCCCCUUGUGAAACUGGUGAUGUUGGACUUUAUAAAUGUGUUUUGAAGAAUCCUGUUGGAGAAGUGCAAAGUGACGCUAAAAUACAUGUGAAAAAAAUCUUUCAUAGUCCAGUUUUCAUUAAUCCAUUACACGAUCUAGAUCAGAAAAUAGGCCUUGAUGGAAAGAUGAUAUGUCGUGUGUCAGGAAAUCCACGACCUGAUGUUGCUUGGUUUUGGAAUGGAAAACCAAUUUAUGAAGAUGAUAAGUAUUCUAUGAAACGUGAAGGGGAUUUAUGUAUACUCUACAUUAAAGAUUGUAAUCCUGCAGAUGAUGGCUGCUACAGAUGUAUUGCCAGCAACAGGGAUGGUAAAGCUGAAUCUGAAGCGAAAUUUAGGGCAGUGACAAAGAUUGGUGAAAGAGAAAAAGGUGAAGCACCUUGCUUUUUGAAGAAGAUUGGAGAUCAAGAAUUAGUAAAAGGUAUUACUGGACGUUUCACAGCUUGUAUAUCAGGGUACCCAGAACCUGAAGUAGAAUGGUAUAGAAAUGGUCAGAAACUUUACCCUAGUGAACGUAUUAAAAUAGAAAAAGAACUUAGUGGCCUUUUAAGGCUUAGCAUUGCCAAUGUAGAACCAGCAGGAGAUGCUGGAAAGUAUAAAGUAAGAAUUUACAAUGAUUACGGGGAAGAUGAAUGUGAAGCAUCAUUUAUAUUCGACUCAAUGGGGUUGGGUGAUCGACAUGGUGUUGGUGAACAGUUUAAAGAUUUUGAGGCAUAUAAACAUAAAGGAGCUCCCAUGCCUUUAGCAGAUCGCCCAAUAAUCAGCAGAAUGAGUGACAGAAGACUAACACUUUCAUGGAGACCAUCUAUUCCAUUUGGACCAAGGGAUCCUGUAACAUACCAAGUUGAAAUGUGUGAGCUUCCAACUGGUGAUUGGUUUACUGCAAGAUCAGGUAUUAGAAGCUGUGCUUGUGAAAUUCGAAAUUUGGAACCUUUUAGAGAUUACAAGUUUCGGGUGAGGGUGGAGAAUAAAUUUGGUAUCAGUGAUCCAUCACCUUAUGCCAUAACUUAUAGAUCCAAACUGGAACCAGAAACCCCGAAGUUUAUACCAUAUCUUGCUCCUGGUGUUGAUUUUCGUCCAGAAUCUUCUCCAUAUUUCCCUGAAGAUUUUGAUAUAGAGCGACCCCCCCAUGAUGGUUAUGCUCAGGCUCCAAGGUUUUUGAGGCAAGAACACUAUACUCAGUAUGGAGUUAAAGGACACAAUUGUAAUCUCUUUUGGUUUGUCUAUGGUUAUCCAAAACCAAAAAUGACUUACUAUUUUAAUGAUGAAAUUAUUGAAAUGGGAGGCAGAUACGAUUCCAGUUACACAAGAAAUGGUCAAGCAACUCUUUUCAUAAAUAAAAUGCUGGAAAGAGAUGUUGGAACUUAUGAAGCUGUUGCAACAAAUGAACAUGGAGAAGCUCGACAGAGAGUUCAUUUAGAAAUUGCUGAAUAUCCUGAAUUUAUACGCCGCCCUGAUGAACUUACUAUUUACCAUCGACAAUCAGGAAGAAUAGAAGCUAGAGUAAUAGGUAUACCAGAACCUGAAAUCAAAUGGUAUAAGGAUUGGCAACUCAUAGCUCCAAGUUCUAGAAUAAAGAUUCACCAGAUUGAUCCUGACCUCUGUAUGCUAGUCAUUAAUGAUGCAAUAUUGAAGGAUGCUGGUUUAUACAGUAUCUGUGCAAGUAAUGUAGCAGGAGCAGUGAGUACCUCAGUGAUGAUACAUGUUGAGGAAAAAGAGGAACGACCAUAUCAACAUUAUGGACGUGGCCACAAUGUCAGGGUUAAAACAAAAUCUAUUCAGGAUUAUUAUGACUUUGGUGAUGAACUGGGACGUGGAACACAAGGAGUGACAUAUCAUGCUGUUGAAAGAGUAUCAGGUCGCAAUUAUGCUGCAAAAGUAAUGCAUGGACGUGGAGAUUUGAAAGCAUUUAUGCACAAUGAAUUAGAAAUUAUGAAUAUAUUGAAUGACCGUAAAAUUAUUAAAAUACAUGAUGCAUUUGAAACUUUGGAUACUAUAACAUUGAUAAUGGAAUUAGCAAGUGGUGGAGAGCUGCUUGAUGCCUUAACAAGACAAACACAUACUAAUGAAUCUGAAAUAGCCUCAUAUAUGCGCCAACUUUUAUGUGCUCUUGAUCAUAUGCAUGACCAAAAUAUUGCUCAUUUAGGAUUAACACCUGGGGAUCUCUUGAUAGCCCAUCCUGGAGGAGAUGAUUUGAAACUAUGUGACUUUGGUCUCAGUAGAAGAAUACAUCCAGGGCAAUUGUCACCCUUGGACUAUGGCAUGCCAGAAUUUGUUUCUCCAGAAACAAUCAAGGGGCAGGGUGUAAAUACUUCAUCAGAUAUGUGGAGCAUUGGUGUUAUAACUUACUUACUACUUACUGGAAUUUCAUUGUUCCGUGGAAAUAAUGAUAUGGAAACACUUAAUUUGGUUAAAGAAGGAUAUUGGGAAUUUGAUGAAGAGUUGACAAGAACAUUAUCUCUAGAAGCCAAGGACUUUAUAACGAAGUUGCUGGUGAUAGAUCCUAAAGAUAGGCUAGAUGUUAAAGCUGCUCUAAGACAUCCAUGGUUGAAUUAUGCUGACCGUCUCCCUCCAAAUCUCUAUGAAAUACCUACUGAAAAAUUGCACAAUUAUUAUAAUUUGUGGAAGGACUGGUAUAGUAAUGCUUCAUGUCGUAACUGGUAUAGAAGAAGACCCUUACUUGGGGCUUACAGUCAUCCUUCUCAUAUGGUCUAUCCUCCACAUUAUAUAGCAACACCAUCACAAUCACCAGAAAGAGAAAUUAAAGAAAAACUUAAAAAGCCAUCAUGGAUAGACCAACUCCCAUCCAGAGAACCUAUGAAUUAUGAAACAGGAGUUGUCUCUUCAGAAAGCCAUUAUCAAUAUGGCCCUGACACCUACUUACUUCAGCUGCGUGAUGUUGAUUUUCCAGUGCGUAUAAGAGAAUACAUGAAAGUUGCUUCUCACAGAGGAACUGGUGUUCCCCGAUAUUCAGAAGAUAAUCAUUUAGAUUGGAGGCUUCCAGUAAUUCGAGAACGAAGAAGGUUCAUGGAUAUAAUGGAUGAAGAAAUUGAUGAUGAAAGAAAAAAUAGAAUAAACCAAUAUGGUUUAGGAGAUACUUACACUGUAAGAAGACUUAGACAUGAAUUAGGUUCAAGGCUUGAUACACAUGUAGAAGCAGAAGCAAUUAUUGAAGCUACUAGAGAUGGUCAGGCUCCUUUCAUGAGAGAGAAACCACAAAUUACUCCAGCAGAAGAAGGGAAAAAUGCAGAGCUUGUGUGUUAUGCUGUUGGUGAACCUAAGCCCACAAUUCAGUGGUUUAAAAAUGACAUGAUGGUUGGAACUUCUAGCAGAUUAAAGGUUGAAGAAGACAAUGAAGGCAGGUCAAUUUUGCGUUUUAUACCUUUCAGUAAUGUAGAUGCAGGUAUUUAUAAAGCUGUUGCUCGAAAUCGUUUGGGUCAGACAGUAUCAAGGGCAAGGGUUUUGUUAGCCUCAGUUCCCGAUGCACCCGAUUCUCCUCAGAAAUCAGAAGUUUCUGAUACUGAAGUUCUGUUGAGAUGGAAGCAGCCUAAGCAUGAUGGACAAUCACCCAUUGUAUAUUACACACUACAGUAUAAACUAAAUGAUGGGUUUGAAUGGAAAAAUAUCAAAACAAAGAUUCAACAUGAAUUUUAUUUAGUAAAAAAUCUUAAAUCAGAAUCAGCCUAUAUAUUCCGUCUAUCAGCACAUAAUACUAUUGGGUCAAGUGACUUUGGAAUUCCUUCAGAGAUAAUAACAACAUUAGAAGAAGGUUCUGAACCAAUUAAUUUACCAAACACAAUGAAACAUCUACAAGCUAUGAGUGAAAUGGCUGAUGAUUUAAGUAAACCUAAAACACCUCUUCUUGACUACUCCAUUGAAAGAAACCCUGUGCAAUGGACAAAGCAAAGUCCAUUCAGUAAAUAUCAAUUUAUUUCUGAAAUAUCUAGGGGAAGGUUUUCAAUUGUAGUUAAAGGUAUUGAUAAGACUAAUGAUCAUAUGAUAGUAGCAAAAUUUUUGGAUAAUGGUGAAAGUUCUAAAGAAAAGGUUGCAUUGGAGUUUGAAGCUUUAAGAUUAUUUAGACAUGAAAGAAUUGCAACACUGUUGGAAGCAUAUAUGCCUCUUGACGAUCCUUAUUGUGUUUUCAUAUUAGAAAAACUACAAGGAGCAGAUGUUGUUACUUUCCUUGCGAGUAGGCAUGAAUAUACGGAACAGAUGGUAGCUACUAUUGUUACACAGAUACUAGAUGGGUUGCAAUAUCUCCAUUGGAGAGGGUAUUGUCAUCUUGAUCUGCAGCCUGAUAAUGUCGUCAUUUCUUCCUUACACAGUCUUCAAGUCAAGUUGGUGGAUUUUGGAUGUGCCCAAAAAGUUAGUAAAUUGGGAAAUGUAGUGAACUUCCAAGGAUCUGUUGAAUUUUCAGCACCAGAAGUUCUCUGCCAGGAGCCAGCUUAUCCUCAGUCUGAUAUUUGGUCAGUGGGUGUUCUGACAUAUGUAAUGUUGUCAGGAGUGUCCCCCUUCCUUGGUGAAAGUGUUGGUGAAACUCGACAAAACAUUAAUUUUGUGCGGUACAGAUUUGAACACUUAUAUAAAGAGUUAACACAAGAAGCAACAAGAUUCCUAAUGCUUUUGUUUAAGCGUGCUCCUAAUAAGCGUCCAAGUGCUGAAGAAUGUCAUGAACAUAGAUGGCUAUUACCAUCAGAAUAUAUGAUCAAAAGGAGAGAAAGAGCUGUAUUCCUUGGUAGCAGAAUGAAGGAUUUUAGUGAAAAAUACCAUCAAGCUCGCCGAGAAGAAUCAAGUUCAUUGCAAGGACUUUCUUCAUUAUUAGCUAAAUUACAGAGAUCAAACAGUAUUCAAGAAGAACUGAUUACUACAGAUUUCUAA
Molecule: messenger RNA, 11138 nt
Organism: Nezara viridula (southern green stink bug)
Lineage: Eukaryota; Metazoa; Arthropoda; Insecta; Hemiptera; Pentatomidae
Source: the annotation of a GenBank genome assembly